This is a messenger RNA of Ambispora gerdemannii, 251 nucleotides long. The record is from the annotation of a GenBank genome assembly. Lineage: Eukaryota; Fungi; Glomeromycota; Glomeromycetes; Archaeosporales; Ambisporaceae.
UGCUAAAUAUCUUCUUCCUCGUCUUCCGCGUGAUAACUAUCGACCAACGAGCAAAUUCCUGCUUCUAAAAUUAAGGGUUCUCCUCAGUCAUCCAAUUGCUUACUCUUUUGGUCUUCUAAGAGUUUCAAAGUUUCUUUUAAAUUGGCCACUAAAUCAUAAAGAGUGUCGCUGUCUCAGUGUUCUAAAUCUUGGUUCUUCUCAUCCUGGGCUUGCUCUUUGUUGGCGAAGUGAAUUAUCUGUCUUUCCCGACA